This is a messenger RNA of Phanerochaete carnosa HHB-10118-sp, 2584 nucleotides long. RefSeq lists its product as uncharacterized. Gene Ontology annotation, molecular function: protein binding. NCBI's taxonomy places the organism in Eukaryota, Fungi, Basidiomycota, Agaricomycetes, Polyporales, Phanerochaetaceae. The transcript has 4 exons. Bases 1 to 1941 code for a protein of 646 amino acids. The record is from RefSeq and is a predicted model, not a curated record.
AUGGAAGAUGUAAUCUCGCAUGAAUGGGAACGUACCUUCGGGAAUCACACCAUCACCGCCCCGGACCUGUCGGAGUGGCCAAAUAUCGCCCUCGAUGUCGCUGGUCGCUUGCGCGAUCGGCGUGCCUUCAUUGGCCCCACGGUAGACGAGGCCCAACCUGUGAAGCUGAAGUACCUUGAGUUCAUCGAUGCCCGCACUAGCACCCGUUAUAUCCCAAAGUUUACUGUAUCAGCCGAUGGUAAAGUGUUGGCAGCAUCAUUCUGGACUAACGAUGUCCUUAUAUGGCGCCUAUCGGAUGGUUUACUCGUUCAGCGCCUGCACCAUCAGGGCCAUACAGGCAAAAUUACCUCCCUGGCAUUUUCUCCGAACGAUCAUACCCUCGUCUCCGGGUCGAGGAACAAGACCGCGAUUGUCUGGGAUAUUCGACGUGGCUGUGCACUUCUACGUCUCGAAGGACAUAGCAAAGAUGUGGACAGUAUUGCGUACGCCCCUCACGGCGCACUCAUCGCCACCGCUUCCCGCGACGACAGAUCAGUGAAGGUCUGGGACGCAUCAACUGGAUUAUGCCUGCAGUCCUUCAGGAUUGGCCAGGACAUUCCCAAGCUAGCCUUUUCCCCGGACGGCUCUCGUUUCUACGUCAAAUCAUCCAAAUCCUACAAGGUUCGAGUCACCGUUCGGAGCGCGACGACUGGUCAAGAGCUCCUCGCGAUCGACGAAGGACGAAUGCUAUCAGAGGACCCUAUCGUGUUCUCACCAGACGGCGUCGAGGUGUUGGCGAUUUGUGAGACAGAUGGAACGGCCACCACGUACGAUUCGCGGACGGGCCAACUGCGUCGUACCUUCAAGGCCCGACCAGGCGGAGUGGCCAAAUAUCGCCCUCGAUGUCGCUGGUCGCUUGCGCGAUCGGCGGGCCUUCAUUGGCCCCACGGUAGACGAGGCCCAACCUGUGAAGCUGAAUUUACUCUGUCAGCCGAUAGCAAACUGCUGGCGGCAUCGUUCUGGACUAACGAUGUCCUUAUAUGGCGCCUAUCGGAUGGUUUACUCGUUCAGCGUCUCCACCAUCAGGGUCAUACAGACGUAAUCACUUCCCUGGCAUUUUCUCCGAACGAUCAUAUCCUCGUCUCCGGGUCGAUGGACAGGGCCGCGAUUGUCUGGGAUAUUCGACGUGGCUGUGCACUUCUGCGUCUCGAAGGACAUGACCGAUCUGUGAACAAAAUUGCAUACGCCCCUCACGGUGCACUCAUCGCCACCGCUUCCCGCGACGACAGAUCCGUGAAGGUUUGGGAUGCAUCAACAGGAGCAUGCCUGCAGUCCUUCAGUGUUGACAAUGGCAUUCACGAGCUAGCCUUUUCCCCGGACUGCUCUCGUUUCUACGUCAAGUUAUCCGACUCCUGUUCUAUCUAUGAUACCAGGAGCCACACUCACAUUGACGAUUUUGACGCGAUCUCCUGGGCGAUGUCGCGCCAAGGUGACCGCAUCGUCACCACCACCAAAACAGACAAGGUUCGAGUGACAGUUCGGAGCGCGACGACUGAUCAAGAGCUCCUCGCGAUCGACGAAGGACGAGUGCUGUUAGAGGACCCUCUCGCGUUCUCCCCAGACAGCGUCGAGGUGUUGGCGAUUUGCGACACAGACAGAACAGCCACCACGUACGAUUCGCGGACGGGCCAACUGCGUCAUACCUUCAAGUUGUCAAGCGUACCGCAAUGUGCGAUUUACUCCCCGGAUGGGUACCACGUCGUCUUCGUUGAUAAAGCUGGAGGUGUAGAAGUGCAUAACGCGAAGUCUGGGACAUUCAUUGCGAAGGUUGAAGGAUACGAGGGCGUAAAAAAAUAUGUUAUCGCUCAAAUUUUCCCUGAUAGUCAGACCCUCCUGUUGCGUACUGAUAACGGACAACGGCUUCAUUUGUAUAACAUUGAAGAUCUAUUGCGAAUACGAUAGUAUAGUAUUGUCUGCUCAGCUCGUUGUAUAUUACACGUAGCAAGCGCACGUUGGUGAAUAUAAAAUACACUUCGGGCUCUAGGAGCUGGUAAGCGCAGCGUCGAUGUGACAAGAGUUUUAGCCUUCAGCUUCAUAGACCAUACGCAGUGAUCUGUUACAUGACGGGAAGGCGCAUGGAGAUCUCUAUGUAAGCUGGCCUGGCCAAUCGGACGGUGAAUCCCUGCAGUGCGAACGCUAAUUGGUCAGCCUGACAAUAACUUGCUAUCUUCCAAAAGCUUUCGACUCCGACGAACGCAGGUAACGUUGCCACUGUCGUUCGGGACGUCGAUCGCCAUGAUGCAACGUAUGAUUUCCUAGGCGAAUUACAUGACUCACCAUCCACGAUCCCACCCGGAACUUCGCGACAGCCAAGACCAUUCUUGACGUAGACAGGUUGGAGGCACAGGCGUUUUCGCUCAAAAUCGGAGCCCCACAAGGCAUGCGCUUGUUGGGACUGGGUCUGGACGCGUCGCUAUUGUCCGUCUUCUGAGACGCAGUCUCAAUGAUCCCCCCUGUAGACGGUGCCGUAGCAGACAUAUUCGAGUGAAGAUGAUCUGGGAUCUGCGAUUGGAGAGGCGCCCAGUCUGCUCUGAGGAGCAAUGCA